CCUCCUUCAUUCUGUCGGAAACCCAUCUUUUCUUUUCUUCUAAGACGAUAAUUGUGCUAGCGAUUCUGCCAUGCGCCACCGAACUAUGCUAUACGGCUACAUUCCCGAAGAGCAAUUCUUGCUCGACGUAGCGAAAGAGCUGAAUUUCGGAGAUUUCUCUGAUGCUCCUGAGGACAACUGGUCUCGAGCGGAAGCCAUGAAAGACGCGUUGAAACAUGUCAUUCGCCAAGCCAAGCUGGGUGUAUCCGGUAGAUUCGGCUACGUAAAAUACGAACACAGGGAUCGCAUGAUUAUCGCUCUGGCUACUACUAAGGAACACGUCAGGUGGCCGCGUCCUACUGUGGGUGGUGUCAAAAGGUUGCAAGAAAUCCUGGGGGUAAUGGAGAGACCGCAGUGCCCCUCCCAAUCCUUCACACCUUCCAAGAACUUUGCAUUUGCGUAUUGUGCUAGCAAUUCUGCCAUGGUCCACUUGCUGUACGGAUAUAUCCCAGAUGAGCAAUGGUUGCUCGACAUCGCAAGAGAGCAUGAUCUGGGAAAAUUCUCUGGCGAUCGCGAGGAUGCUUGGCAUCGUGCAGAAGCGAAGAAGAACGCGUUGCACUAUGUCAUUCACCAAGCCAGGAUGGGUCUAUACGCCAAAUUCCGCUUUGUGAGAUACAAACACGAAGAUCGCAUGAUCAUUGCUCUAGCCACCACUGAGGAACACGCUAGGUGGUUGCGACCUACUGUGGAUGGCGUUAAACGGUUGCAAGAGAUUUUAGGAGUAACGGAGAGACCCAAGUGGUACAAGAUGUGCUCUGAUUGAUCUCUCCGACACGCCAUUAUAGUCCAAUCCCUCGUUUUAACGGUGCCUGUUGAUUCCAUCAAGACGAAGAAAAUUAUCAUAAGUUCCUCCUACAUAGUACAUUGCCAAGUUGCGAUUUGGAAAGACAAUGAAUUACGGUGUUCGUA
Messenger RNA from Somion occarium, 948 nucleotides. The record is from the annotation of a GenBank genome assembly. NCBI's taxonomy places the organism in Eukaryota, Fungi, Basidiomycota, Agaricomycetes, Polyporales, Cerrenaceae.